This is a messenger RNA of Danio rerio (zebrafish), 546 nucleotides long. NCBI's taxonomy places the organism in Eukaryota, Metazoa, Chordata, Actinopteri, Cypriniformes, Danionidae. The record is from RefSeq and is a predicted model, not a curated record.
CAGUAGUCACAUCAGUAUGGCGGUUGUAGUUGUGCAGGAUCCCAAUAAGGAAACGAAUUGGAGUUCAAAUCUAUGUUCCUGUUGCCAGGACUUAAACUCCUGCUGCUAUGCAUACUGGUGCUGUCCGUGUUUUGCCUGCACCACUACUAAAAUGUUUGGGGAGAGCAGAUGUCUGCCUCUGGUGGAUAUACUAGGACCUGCUGUCAUGGGCAAUUUCGGAAUUGCAAUUUGUGUGCCACCUGUGACUUUGUCAUUGAGAGUGGCAAUGCGACACAAAUAUAAAAUCAAGGGCAGUAUCUGCAACGAUAUCGCCGUGUCUUGCUGCUGUGUUAUGUGCUCAUGGUGCCAGAUGCACAGAGAAAUCAAAGCACGCAAUAAUAAGCCAGCAAACAUGGUAUUGGUCACACAACAACCACAGGUUCAACAAACAACCACCACAACACAAGUGAUCACUUCACAGCAGACAAUUGGAAUGGCGGCUCCAGUUAUCACCACAGUUGUUCAAUAAAAAGUCCUACUCAGAUGUGCAUUACACCUAAUGAUGAU